AUGUGGGGGAGGGUGACAGUAUUCAAGAAUAAGCACUGGCUCAACAGGCAGCAGCAGCAGCAGCAGCAGCAGCAGCAGCAGCAGCAGCAGCCUCAGCCUCAGCGCAAGGGGCAGAACCAACUGGAUGGGAUCCUGACAGGGCACCUAGGCUGGCAAGGGAGGUCCAGGCUCCGUUCCGUUCAACCUAAAACCAAGCUUUACGAGGUGUCCCUUUUUAGACCUACAAAGGCCAAGACAGCAGAUCAUUGGUCGGGCCGAGGCAUCCCUGACCCUGGUCAGCACAAACGUCUCGAACCCAGCAACACCUCCCGUGCCUGA
Neurospora tetrasperma FGSC 2508 is the source of this 318-nucleotide messenger RNA. RefSeq lists its product as uncharacterized. The transcript has a single exon. The coding region runs from base 1 to 318 and encodes 105 amino acids. Lineage: Eukaryota; Fungi; Ascomycota; Sordariomycetes; Sordariales; Sordariaceae. The record is from RefSeq and is a predicted model, not a curated record.